GCGCGUCGUCCGUCUCGGAGCGGGGCCGUGGCGGGCGCCCGGUCGCUGGCUGGGCUGCGGGAGCCGCGGCUUCCCCAUCGGUUCGCUCCCUUCCUGCCCUUUCUCGCCCUUCUGCUCGUCGGCGCCUCCGCGCCCAGCGCUGGCCGUCAUGGUGCCGUCUGCGCGGCCCCGCUGAGACUCAGAGCGGGGGCGGCGAGCGAGGCUUGGGGUCACCAUGCCUACCCGAGUAUGUUGUUGCUGUUCUGCAUUGCGUCCUCGCUACAAACGCCUGGUGGACAACAUAUUUCCUGAGGAUCCAAAAGAUGGCCUUGUUAAAGCUGAUAUGGAGAAACUGACGUUUUAUGCAGUAUCUGCCCCAGAGAAGCUGGAUCGAAUUGGUGCUUACCUGGCAGAAAGACUGAGCAGGGAUGUUGUCAGACACCGCUCUGGAUAUGUUUUAAUUGCUAUGGAGGCAUUGGACCAGCUUCUCAUGGCUUGCCAUUCUCAAAGCAUCAAGCCAUUUGUGGAAAGCUUUCUUCAUAUGGUGGCAAAACUGCUGGAAUCGGGAGAACCAAAGCUGCAAGUUCUUGGAACAAAUUCUUUUGUGAAAUUUGCAAAUAUUGAAGAAGACACACCAUCUUAUCACAGGCGUUAUGACUUUUUUGUGUCUCGAUUCAGUGCCAUGUGUCAUUCCUGUCAUGGUGAUCCAGAAAUACGAACGGAAAUUCGAAUUGCUGGAAUCAGGGGUAUUCAAGGUGUGGUUCGCAAAACAGUUAAUGAUGAACUUCGAGCCACCAUCUGGGAGCCUCAGCAUAUGGAUAAGAUUGUUCCGUCCCUGCUGUUUAACAUGCAGAAGAUAGAAGAAGCUGAAAGUCGCCUGGGCCCUCCUUCUUCUCCUUCUGCAGCUGACAAAGAGGAGAACCCUGCUGUGCUUGCGGAGAGUUGUUUCCGGGAGCUGUUAGGGCGAGCGACCUUUGGGAAUAUGAACAAUGCUGUGAGGCCGGUGUUCGCGCAUUUAGAUCAUCACAAAUUAUGGGAUCCCAAUGAAUUUGCAGUUCACUGCUUUAAAAUUAUCAUGUAUUCUAUUCAGGCUCAGUAUUCUCAUCAUGUGAUCCAGGAAAUUCUGGGACACCUUGACGCUUGUAAAAAAGGUUCUCCACGGGUUCGAGCAGGUAUCAUUCAGGUUCUGUUAGAGGCUGUUGCCAUUGCUGCUAAAGGCUCCAUAGGGCCAACAGUGCUAGAAGUCUUCAAUACUCUAUUGAAGCAUCUACGCCUCAGUGUUGAAUUUGAAGCAAAUGAUUUACAGGGGGUAUCUGUAAGUAGUGCCAGCUUAAACACAAGCUCCAAAGACAAUGAUGAGAAGGUUGUGCAGAAUGCCAUCAUCCAAACAAUAGGAUUUUUUGGAAGUAACCUGCCAGAUUAUCAGAGGUCAGAAAUCAUGAUGUUCAUUAUGGGUAAAGUACCUGUUUUUGGAACAUCCACCCACACGUUGGACAUCAGUCAACUAGGGGAUUUGGGAACAAGACGAAUCCAGAUAAUGUUGCUGAGAUCUUUACUCAUGGUAACUUCUGGAUACAAAGCCAAGACAGUUGUCACUGCACUCCCAGGGCCCUUUCUGGAUCCUUUGUUGUCUCCUUCUCUCAUGGAAGACUACGAGCUGAGACAGUUAGUGCUGGAAGUCAUGCACAACCUCAUGGAUCGCCAUGACAACAGGGCCAAGCUCCGAGGGAUCAGGAUCAUACCAGAUGUAGCUGAUUUAAAAAUAAAAAGAGAAAAAAUCUGUAGACAAGAUGCAAAUUUCAUGAAAAAGAACGGUCAGCAGCUGUACCGGCACAUCUAUUUGGGCUGUAAAGAGGAAGACAAUGUUCAGAAAAACUAUGAGCUGCUUUAUACUUCUCUUGCUCUCAUAACGAUCGAACUGGCCAAUGAAGAAGUGGUUAUUGAUCUCAUCCGACUGGCCAUUGCUUUACAGGACAGUGCAAUCAUCAAUGAGGAUAAUUUGCCAAUGUUCCAUCGCUGCGGAAUCAUGGCCCUGGUUGCAGCGUAUCUCAACUUCGUGAGUCAGAUGAUAGCUGUCCCUGCAUUUUGCCAGCAUGUUAGCAAGGUUAUUGAAACUCGGACUAUGGAAGCCCCUUAUUUUUUACCAGAGCAUAUUUUCAGAGAUAAGUGCAUGCUUCCAAAAUCUUUAGAGAAGCAUGACAAAAAUUUAUAUUUCCUGACCAACAAGAUUGCAGAGUCGUUGGGAGGAAGUGGGUACGGUGUGGAGAGGCUGUCAGUCCCAUACGUACCACAAGUAACAGAUGAAGAUCGGCUUUCCAGAAGAAAAAGUAUUGUUGACACUGUCUCCAUCCAGGUGGAUAUUUUAUCGAACAGCAUUCCUUCUGAUGAUGUGGUUAGUAAUACUGAAGAGAUCACUUUUGAAGCAUUGAAGAAAGCAAUUGAUACCAGUGGGAUGGAAGAACAAGAAAAAGAAAAGAGACGCCUUGUCAUAGAGAAAUUCCAGAAAGCACCUUUUGAAGAAAUAGCAGCACAGUGUGAAUCCAAAGCAAAUUUGCUUCAUGAUAGACUUGCUCAAAUAUUGGAGCUCACCAUACGUCCUCCUCCCAGUCCAUCAGGAACACUGACCAUUACGUCUGGGCAUGCCCAGUAUCAGUCUGUCCCAGUGUAUGAGAUGAAGUUCCCAGAUCUGUGUGUGUACUGAGUGGCUCAGGAAGACCUCAGCAUAAGAUUCUGAAGCGUAAAAAUUAAGAUCACACUCGUGUUUUCAGGGUUUACUUAAUGCAUACUAGCAUACUUGUUGAAAAUGCUGGAACGUAUAUUUAAUCAAAUGGUUACGAUACUGUAUCAAAACUUCUGGAACUGUGUAUGAUUUAGAGUACUUUUGAAGUUAGAUUUAUGCCAUGUAAUUUGUUUUGAGGUCCCCUUUGGCUUAAAGUUGAAAGUGCAUUGGUCUCACAUAUUCCGUUGUUAAGUGGUACAUUUUAAUCUUUGCAGGAACAUGUUAAUUUUGUACAAAGUAAGCCUCCAGAAGAUUGAAAAUGUUUAACCUGUCUACUGUAUUUCUGAAAGAUCAACAGAACUGUUUAGAAAUAGAAUUGCUUUUGAUUUUGAUUGUCUCCAAAAGCAAAUAUAUAAGAUUAUAUUCCUAAUCCUGGGACUGCAAAAAACAUCCCUUGGCUUUCUGUCUCCGUGUUGACUUAACUAAGUUGUGGCGGAUCUCCUUCGUCCUGUACCGUGACGCUCUGGGAGAGCUGUUCCUUUUUGUGUUUACAGUGGUAAGCAGCUGCUGAGUGCUUUCCUAGCACAGUACCCUGAGCCCUGCCGCCCUGCAGCAUCUGCACCUGGGAUAAAGACUCUAUGUUCUUCUGAAAGGUUGACCAUUGAACCCGAGAGGCUUAGCGUCUGCUCUUGGACUACCCAACUGUGCAAUAUUUUUUACGUAAUAAGAUAUAUUUGUUUACAGGCCAUGCUUUGAAAGUAUAAUAGUAUUUUGCUGUGGCUUCAUUAAUUAAAUAAGAUAUAGCUAUAUUUAAUAUAGGGGAAAAAAGGACAUUUAAAACAGCUACUAGUUCACCUGUGAGGAGUUUGUGCAUUUUGAUUUCUGUUAGGAGUACAUGAACUUGUAUGUUUGUUUUUGAAUUGUUUUAGAUAUUCAUGGGCAAAAAUUAAUCAAAUGGGCUUUUAAUUUGUGAGCUUCUUCUGGUUUCAGCUCUCAGGGCCACAAGUGUAUUCUACGAAUGCACUAACUGAAUCAUAAAAUAAGGU
Molecule: messenger RNA, 3744 nt
Organism: Ochotona princeps (American pika)
Lineage: Eukaryota; Metazoa; Chordata; Mammalia; Lagomorpha; Ochotonidae
Gene: EFR3A
Product: EFR3 homolog A
Exons: 23
Coding region: 215-2680 (821 amino acids)
Biological process (GO): protein localization to plasma membrane
Cellular component (GO): plasma membrane
Source: RefSeq, a predicted model, not a curated record